UCUUCAGCGCCAUCUAUCGUCAUCGUGCAUCAAAUUUCCAACACGCACAUGGGCUGAUGCAUGGUGUGAUCAGACAUUUCUAUGGAAAAUUUAUUACUCACCAGCAAAGAGAAUGUUGCGUAUAAGCAGACACUUAGUCUCUGGGAGGGCCGUCAUAAGAAGCCAGCUUGGAACAGGUGGAAAAUAUCAUGUGACCACCUCACGAUUCCUGUGUACAAGUGAAGACGCUGAUAAAAAUGUCAUCAAGAAGUACACAAUCCCUGGUGACUCCUCCGUAUCCCAUGAUGCACUGGGCUCACGUACGGAAAUGGUUUCCCAGGACAAGGUUGUUAUCAUGGAUCUUGGGUCACACCGCACUCCAAACAACAGUGAGAAGACAGUGCCAUCUAGUGAGGAAUAUGUGACAACGGAAAUAUAUGAAAAUAUAACGUCACAGAGUGGUGUGACAUCAGAUACUGGUGUGACAUCACAGAGUGGUGUGACAUCACAGAGUGGUGUGACAUCACAGAGUGGUGUGACAUCACAGAGUGGUGUGACAUCAGAUGCUAGUGUGACAUCACAGAGUGGUGUGACAUCAGAUGCUAGCGUGACAUCACAGAGUGGUGUGACAUCAGAUGCUAGUGUGACAUCACAGAGUGGUGUGACAUCAGAUGCUAGCGUGACAUCACAGAGUGGUGUGACAUCAGAUACUAGUGUGACAUCACAGAGUGGUGAAACAUCAGAUACUAGUGUGACAUCACAGAGUGGUGUGACAUCAUCCACUGCCACAGCAGAUUUAGACAUAAAUGAUACAAAUGUGGCAAACUCAAAUAGAGCAACAGAUAUAAAGGAUUCAAAUUCCAUGAUGGAUUCUGAGGAUUCUUGUAGAGAUACAGUGUUAGGAACAGAAGCAUCGACUCUAAUGCCAACAGAAACUGAUGAUUCAUGGGUAACAGCACCAGUGCAUUAUGGGAAGGAUGAGGACCAGUUACAAUCCAACUCAGAGCUGGAUUCUGAGCAGUAUGAAAGUUCUGGCACAGAAAUGCCCUUGCCUGUUGUACAGGACACUGAAGUGACGCAUUAUCAAACAACAACCAAAUACAAGCCUAAAUCGGAGUGGUUGCUGAGUCAGCUGAAGAAGUCAGGAUGUGAGGUACCCCAGGACAAAGCUGUGUUUCGGGCGCUGGCGUUCUCCGAGUAUCAACAGAUCCUGACCAGGUACAUGGAGAAACGGCCAGUGAGGGGAGACCAUAGUGGAGAAACAAAAAGAAAGAUGGGAGAGAGAAAGCGCGACAUUCAAAAUCUUUACACAGGCAAGUUUGUCUCUUUUGUUCCAUUUGUGAAUGAGUCGGUGCUGCUUCAGAAGCUGCUGGCGCUGGGCGUCGACUUGUCCCGGCUGGAGAAGAAAGGAAUCGCGCACAGAAUUCUCAAGAUGGACUUUGAUCGAGAUGUGGCUCCGUAUGUGAAGUUUCUGAACAAACAUGGCGUGGAGAAGGUUGGACGAUAUCUGUCCAUCAAUCCAUGGCUGCUAACUGAAGAUAUUGAUGACCUAGAGGUCAGAAUCAACUAUUUUCUCUCCAAAAGGUUCACUGCCGAAGAUGUACAGGUCAUUCUGAGUAACGACCCUAAGUUACUGUGUCGCACUGUCCAAGAUAUUGACACACGCCUGGGUAAACUACAGAAGACGUUCAACCUCUCAGGUGUUGAAGUGAGACAGAUAGUGAUAAAAUAUGCCAAAAUUGUUUCUUUUCCUCUGGAAGUGAUUGAGUUGAAUCACCUCCAUCUCUGUAAAAUGCUUCAUUUUGAACAGUACGAAGUAGAAAAGAUGGUCAUAAAAAAGCCAGAUAUUUUAACUAUUAGGCCUGAAUCUCUCGUCCACAGAUUUGAGUAUAUUCACAAUGAAAUGAACAUCCCCCAUGAGAUGAUAGUCAAUUUUCCUCUUAUUCUCACCACCAGCAUCCAUCGUCUACGAGAACGCCAUAGUUACCUGCGCCAUGUUGGGCGCGUGCAGUACGAUCCAACCAAAGAAAACUAUGUAUCGCUGGAAGUGCUCGCACUCAGCAACGAUACACAUUUCAUAGAGAAAGUUGCCAAGACAACCAUGGAAGAGUUCCAUGCUUAUCUGAAAACAAUCUAAGCAGAUUUUUGAGAGACGGAGAAUACAAAACUGAGUAAAUAAUUACACCUGUUGGAAAAUUUCACGUAGAGACAUACUUGUUGGCUUCAGAUGGAAAUAAAUUGAUAUUUACA
Molecule: messenger RNA, 2229 nt
Organism: Lingula anatina
Lineage: Eukaryota; Metazoa; Brachiopoda; Lingulata; Lingulida; Lingulidae
Biological process (GO): regulation of DNA-templated transcription; mitochondrial ribosome assembly; mitochondrial transcription
Cellular component (GO): mitochondrion
Molecular function (GO): double-stranded DNA binding
Source: RefSeq, a predicted model, not a curated record